This is a messenger RNA of Cheilinus undulatus (humphead wrasse), 4270 nucleotides long. RefSeq names its product NACHT, LRR and PYD domains-containing protein 12-like. Gene Ontology annotation, molecular function: protein binding. The record is from RefSeq and is a predicted model, not a curated record. The transcript has 9 exons. NCBI's taxonomy places the organism in Eukaryota, Metazoa, Chordata, Actinopteri, Labriformes, Labridae. Bases 162 to 3293 code for a protein of 1043 amino acids.
AAGCAGAAACGUCUCACAGUGAGGGAGCAGGCAUCAGGUCUACUCAGAAAAGUCCAGGUCUAACAGAAACCAGACUAAUCAACAACAGCACUUCUUCAUGUGUGUGGGACGGUAGCUCGGUCUGACGGGGCUCUGGGGGACAGAGGAAGACCAGUAUCAGGAUGGAGGAGCAGAGUCCAGACUCUCCUGAACCCAGCUGUGUGUCCAUGAAGAGUGACCGGUCUGCUGAUCGCUGGAUUAACUUCAAACAAUCUGCAGAUGGAAGAGGUCAGCUGGAAACAUCAGAGUUCUUCAAUGAUCAGUCCAAGCAGCAUCAAACAGAGCUGGACUCCAUAUUUAUGCUGCUGGAGGAGAACAUUAUCACCUUUGUGAAGAAGGAACUGAAGAGAUUUCAGAAGGCUCUGAGUCAGGAGAACCCAGAACGUCACAGUGAGGAUGAGGAGGUGUUGGUUGGUGAAGAUGAAGAGCAGAGGAGCAGCAGAGAGGCUUUUGUGAAGAUCACAGAGAACUUCCUGAGGAGAAUGAAGCAGUGGCUGGCUGACUGUCUGAGGAACAGAACUCCUGCUUCAGUUUGCCAACAUAAACUCAAGUCUAACCUGAAGGAGAAGUUCCAGUGUGUGUUUGAGGGGAUUGCUAAAGCAGGAAACCCAACCCUUCUGAAUCAGAUCUACACAGAGCUCUACAUCACCGAGGGAGGGACUGGAGAGGUCAACCAUGAACACGAGGUCAGACAGAUGGAAACAACAUCCAGGAAAGCACACAGAGCAGAAACAAGCAUCAGACAAGAAGACAUCUUUAAAGCUCCACCUGGAAGAGAUGAACCAAUCAGAAGAGUGAUGACGAAGGGCGUGGCUGGCAUUGGGAAAACAGUCUUAACCCAGAAGUUCAGUCUGGACUGGGCUGAAGGCAAAGCCAACCAGGACAUCCAGUUCACAUUUCCAUUGACUUUCAGAGAGCUGAAUGUGCUGAAAGAGAAAAAGUUCAGCUUGGUGGAGCUCCUUCAUCACUUCUUUACUGAAACCAAAGAAGCAGGACUCUGCAGGUUUGAAGACUUCCAGGUGGUGUUCAUCUUUGACGGUCUGGACGAGUGUCGACUUCCUCUGGACUUCAACAAAACUCAAAUCCUAACUGAUGUCACAAAGUCCACCUCAGUGGAUGUGCUGCUGACAAACCUCAUCAGGGGGAACCUGCUUCCAUCUGCUCGCCUCUGGAUAACCACACGACCUGCAGCAGCCAAUCAGAUCCCUCCUGGGUGUGUUGACAUGGUGACAGAGGUCAGAGGGUUCACUGACCCUCAGAAGGAGGAGUACUUCAGGAAGAGGUUCAGAAGAAAGAAGAAGGCAACCAGGAUCCUUUCCCACAUCAAGACAUCCCGAAGCCUCCACAUCAUGUGCCACAUCCCGGUCUUCUGCUGGAUCACUGCUACAGUUCUGGAGGAUCUGCUGAAGACCAGAGAGGGAGGACGACUGCCCAAGACCCUGACUGAGAUGUUCAUCUACUUCCUGGUGGUUCAGAUCAAAGUGAAGAGCAUCAAGUAUGAUGGAGGAGCUGAGACAGAUCCACAUUGGAGUCCAGACAGCAGGAAGAUGAUGGAGUCUCUGGGAAAACUGGCUUUUGAGCAGCUGCAGAAAGGGAACCUGAUCUUCUAUGAACCAGACCUGACAGAGUGUGGCAUCGAUAUGAGAGCAGCCUCGGUGUACUCAGGAGUGUUCACACAGGUCUUCAGAGAGGAGAGAGGACUGUACCAGGACACGGUGUUCUGCUUCAUCCAUCUGAGUGUUCAGGAGUUUCUGGCUGCUCUUCAUGUCCAUCAGACCUUCAUCAACUCUGGAGUCAAUCUGAUGGAAGAAGAACAAACAGCAUCCAGGAUCUCUAAAAUGUUUAGAACCAAGCCUAAACUGAGACAUCUCCAUCAGAGUGCUGUGGACCAGGCCUUACUGAGCCCAAAUGGACACCUGGACUUGUUCCUCCGCUUCCUCCUGGGUCUGUCACUGACCACCAAUCAGAAUCUCCUACGAGGUCUGCUGACACAAACAGGAAGUGACUCAGAGACCAGACAGGAAACAGUCCAGUACAUCCAGACAAAGAUCAAUGAGGAUCUGUCUGCAGAGAAGAGCAUCAAUCUGUUCCACUGUCUGAAUGAACUGAAUGAUCGUUCUCUAGUGGAGCAGAUCCAACAGUACCUGAGAUCAGGACGUCUCUCCAGAAAAAUACUGUCUCCUGCUCAGUGGUCAGCUCUGGUCUUCAUCUUACUGUCAUCAGAAAAAGAUCUGGACGUGUUUGACCUGAAGAAAUACUCUGCUUCAGAGGAGGCUCUUCUGAGGCUGCUGCCAGUGGUCAAAGCCUCCAACAAAGCUCUACUGAGUGUCUGUAACCUCUCAGAGAGAAGCUGUGGAGCUCUGUCCUCAGUCCUCAGCUCCUCCAGUCUCAGAGAUCUGGACCUGAGUAACAACGACCUGCAGGAUUCAGGAGUGACGCUGCUGUCUUCUGGACUGGAGAGUCCACACUGCAGACUGGACUCUCUCAGUCUGUCUGGCUGUUUGGUCACAGAGGAAGGCUGUUCUUCUCUGGCCUCAGCUCUGAGCUCCUCCUGUCUGACAAAGCUAGACCUGAGCUACAAUCAUCCAGGAGAAGGAGGAGAGAAACUACUGUCUGCUCUACAGAAGGAUCCACACUGCAGACUGGAGACACUGAGGCUGGACCAUGGUGGACGGCACAGACUGAAACCAGGUCUAAAGAAGUACGCCUGUGAGCUGGAAGUGGACACAAACACAGUGAACAGAAGACUCAAACUGUCUGACAACAACAGGAUGGUGACACAUGUGGAGGAGGAUCAGCCAUAUCCUGAUCAUCCAGACAGAUUUGACUGUUAUCAGCUGCUGUGUCGGACUGGUCUGACUGGUCGCUGUUACUGGGAGGUCGAGUGGAGAGGACUGGUUUGUAUAUCAGUGAGUUACAGAGGAAUCAGACAAAGAGGAGACAUGGAGGAAUGUGGGUUUGGACAGAAUGAUCAGUCCUGGAGUCUGAUCUGCUCUGGUGGUGUUUACCGUGCCCUUCACAAUAACAUAGUAACAAUCAUCUCCUCCUCCUUUUCAUCCUCUGGUAGAGCAGGGGUGUAUCUGGACCAUCCUGCUGGCUCUCUGUCCUUCUAUGAUGUCUUCUCUGACAGACAGAUCCACCUCCACACCUUCACCACCACAUUCACUGAACCGCUCUAUCCUGGGUUUAGGUUUGGGUUUUGGUUAGGUCCAGGUCCAGGUCCAGGUUCCUCAGUGUCUCUGUGUUCUCUGUAGCUCAAACUCUGCUGUCUGAAUCCAAAGCUUAGUCAGACUACACACUAGAUGAUUGAUCAGCUCUGAUUAACCUGAUUGAUUUGAUUCAAAGCUUGUCAGUAUUCUUUUCACUAGUUGAACUUGCAUUGGUGUAUAUGUCACUGUUGAACUGCUCAGCAGUCAUUUUGAUAUGAUCAAAUCCAUUUUAGUCUUGUUUUAGCUUCCAUACUUCUUGUUUGGUCUAACCAAGCCCACAGACACAAACAGCUGAUCAGAUACUCUGAGGUGGAAGAGCACGUAGCCUGUAGCCGAAGCUCACAUUGUAAAAUAGUGCCACACACAGCGGCUUUCUCUGUCAACAAUAACACGCUUCAAAAAUGUUUCAUACAGCGUACAAUUGAGCCAACAUUGUUGUAGGAGCCACAUUUGAGUUUUUAUUGACAUGCUUUCAUUUGACAUUGUUGACUUUUCUUUCAUUUUGUGGGCGCCCUCUGCAGGUGGUGAGGGCGCUGGCCUAUUAGAAUGAGCGGCUGACGCACAGCCAGGAAGAUGGGUCACAGCGCAAACUGUCAUUGAGCGCAGGCUUAGAUAGCUGUGAAUGAUUUGUAUUCAGAAACCCUAUCAAAUGAACUUUUGUUUUUCAUUGAUCUUUUUAUUUUGGUCAUAAACAAAAGCAACUUUGAAGCAGCUCUCUCAGGAUUGAUUUUUGGAAGUCUGCGUGUGUGAUGAUGAAGCUGUGAUGAUGUUCCCGUUCUACCUGUGGUAAAAACAUGAAUACUGGAAAAGGUUCAAGGACAAACCUGAUUUUAAAGUUUUACAAUACAAUUCAUCAAUGAGGAGCUGUGGACAGAAUGCAUUUUUAGUUUCUCCCACUUAUUUUGGAUCAGUAGAACCUUAUAAGUUAAAACAUCAGCCUUGUCUUUGGACAGGAAUUUCUUGGAAAUGUUCCCGUCCAAACUCCACAUAUAUUCCAUAAUAUUUCAAAGAAAUAACAAACA